Messenger RNA from Solenopsis invicta (red fire ant), 813 nucleotides. Its product is annotated as putative cytochrome P450 CYP13A1. The record is from RefSeq and is a predicted model, not a curated record. The transcript is spliced from 2 exons. Gene Ontology annotation, molecular function: oxidoreductase activity, acting on paired donors, with incorporation or reduction of molecular oxygen; monooxygenase activity; heme binding. The coding region runs from base 1 to 813 and encodes 270 amino acids. NCBI's taxonomy places the organism in Eukaryota, Metazoa, Arthropoda, Insecta, Hymenoptera, Formicidae.
AUGGCACGAGUUAUUUUCCGACGUAUGUCCAUGGCGGAACAUAUACAAAGCAUUUAUAAUCUCUUUCCGGACGAAAAGUAUGUUGGAUUCUACGAUUUUACCAGGCUCACCUUCAUUAUUCGUGAUCCAAAAAUAAUUUCAAAGAUCACCAUCAAAUGUUUUGAUAACUUCUGCAACCACCGUAGCGUCGUAAACGAAUCUACCGAUUUGAGAGCCAGUAGAAAUCUGGUCAGCUUACAAGAACACCAUUGGCGCGAAAUGCGAACGCUGCUCAGCCCUACUUUUUCAUCCGGAAAAAUAAAGAUGAUAAAUUUCCCACCAUUUGCGAAACUUUUGAAGCUGAGAAUGAUUGGCCCGAAGAUAGUAAAUUUUUUCAAAGAUAUCGUUACCAACGUUGUAAAGGCCAGAGAUGACCAGGGAAUUGUUUGUUCGGACAUGAUACAGUUAAUGAUGAAAACCAGAGACAAAAAUAGUGGCCCUGAGUUCGAUAUCAACGAAAUGACUGCCCAGGCGUUUGUUUUCUUUGUCACCGGAUUUGCUGUGGUAAAUGAAACUCUCAGACUGUAUCAAGAAGUUGCAUUCAUUAACAGAAUAUGUGUCACUGAAACCGAAUUGCCACCAGGAAUUCCAAAUGGCGAACCGAUUACUAUAAAGCCUGGAAACACUGUACGGUUCCCGUUCGCUCUAAUGGAAGCAAAAGUAAUACUAUUUUAUCAACUUUGGAUUUACGAUCUCAAACCCGAUGUUAAAACUAAAGUUCCUCUGGUGAUUAACAGGAUAUCAUUCACCAUAACAGCAGAAAGAAGCUUCUAG